This is a messenger RNA of Osmerus eperlanus (European smelt), 2749 nucleotides long. RefSeq lists its product as uncharacterized. The transcript has 15 exons. NCBI's taxonomy places the organism in Eukaryota, Metazoa, Chordata, Actinopteri, Osmeriformes, Osmeridae. Bases 258 to 2702 code for a protein of 814 amino acids. Gene Ontology annotation, molecular function: calcium ion binding. The record is from RefSeq and is a predicted model, not a curated record.
CAACCUCCUCCCUAUCUUCAGAGUGGCCCCUCCCAUCAAAGGCAUAACCUCUCCUAAUCCCCCUCCUUCGGUUUCCGUGGAGACGGCUCAGACGAGCAGGUGACGCAUUGACAGGGAGCAGAUGGUUCCCCGUGGAGGCACCCUUUUAUUUGUCAUUUGUCAGCCAGGCCGUUUUGUGGGACAGAGGACUCUACCAAGACAACGACGACUCCGUCAAAGAUGGUCAACCCUUGCUUUGUCCGCGAUUCCUGGCUCACAUGAAGGCUUGCCCUGCAGAUCUCAGACCAGCCCGUUUCCUUAGCAGCAAGCCCAGACCCCUGCCUCCUCACUGGGGACCGACCCACAGGACAAAGGUGCUCGCCGCUCCCAAGGCCCACAUAUGUGGAGAUUCCCGGAACGUGCAGUACAGGGGCUUGACCAGAGGGAGGCACUCAGCUUUCGUCAUUCCCCAUGUGCCUGUCUGUCCUCUACCCAGCAGGGCGUCCUCUGAGCCUGACGUGUGCCCACCACCCUCCAGUCACACCGACUCCAGACAUCAUGGACCUAGUGGGCCCAGCCCUGAACCAGCCUCUGCCUUGUGUCCUCACUAUGUCCAGGGUGAGGAGAAUAGCGACGCAGCUGAAGAGGGGGCUAAAUGCAUUGACCUUCGCUCUCCUCCAGCGGUCCCCAGGACCCCUGUACCUGACCCAGGCCAGAGGCCUUGUCCUGGGCUUGAUGAGGUGAACCGGAGCCCCUCGGGGAGGUCUGUCUCCAGUCUCUCUGCAGGCUCUCUCUCUGACUUCAGCCGCCCUCCAUCCAGCCAGUUCAGCCGCAGCAGCGACCUGUCGAGCGGCAGGAGCAGCGUCCUCUCUGCAAACCUGAGUGACCUGGGUUCAGAGGGCGGUCCUCGUCUUUCCCAGCUCCGCUCCUCCUCUCUGACCUUGUCUGCUCAGGCCUCGUGUUCCCCCAAAGACCCCCUGCCAGACCUCCCCCCCCACGCACCCCCUCGCCUUCCCCGCCUGCAGGGCCCCGGACACACCAAACCCCGUCCACCUGAUUGGACCACGGAGUCCCAGACAGGCCCUGCUCUCUUCUUACACCAAGACCCUGAUCCUGAUGCCUACAAUGGCCCAAACCUACAGCCCCAUCUGUACCAACCCCAUGACCCUCUUCCAGACCCGUUCAUAGACCUCCAUGAUGACCAUGCCCUCACCUCCCCCUCAGAUAGCCGUCUGUCCUGCCCCAGCCCACAGAGGCCCUCCUCCAUCCCGUCUCCGGCGGUGGAAAUGCAGGACUGGCUGUCUCCUCCCCCCCGCUGGCCUGUCCUCCCCCCCAUCUCCUCAGCCAGAGGUGACAGUGACACUGGGUCCUCGUGCUGCUCACAGCUGAGUUGCUCUCAGUCCCGUAUGUUUGAUGAGCUGGACUCCAUAGCCCCUGGUUCAGCCUCCUGUCUGUCGCUGGACAACCCACUGAGCUCUGCAGACGAGCGCUCAACUGACACAGAGCUGUCUUCGGGUUUGGCUGCCCUGACUAUGGCCUGUGAAUCUGGUGACCUUGGCUCCCUGUCGCGGGUGCAGCUGCUGCUCCUGGACCGCCCAGAGCCCGAGGAAUCCCUCCACUACUCUGGCCUGGAUCAGCACUCCCCAGCAGACGAGUGGGCAGGCCAUAUAGAUGAACUCAGAGCCAGGAGGCCGGGGAGUUUGGUAUCUACAGGAGAGCUGUGGCCCCUCACAGCUGCAGACUGUGGAGAUGUCGGUGUGUCUAAUAGGUGGGACUCCACAGACAAAGUCCAGGGACAGCGCACACACACACUGGACCACACAGAGGAAGGACCCGGGUCUCCUUCGCCAUUCGUCACGGGUUCCUCACAGUCAGACGUCACAUCCGGUUCCUCAGGUCUCUCUGGGAGGGAGGAGCCAGCUUGUCCUGGGAGGGCGGAGCCAGGAGGAGCGCUGCCGAGAGGGAGGGGGAAGCCUGGGAGACUGGAGCGCAGGAUGAGGGAGAAGGAGAGGACGAGGGAAGAGAGGAAGACCAACGUGCUCAACAUGUAUUCCAAGCUGCAGGGCAGCAGCCCCCACCAGACCAGGCCCGGCCCCUGCAGCCUCUCCAAGUUUGAGGACUUUGACUUCUUGGCAAAGUAUUGCAUUUUCAGUCAAGAGAAGCUGGCAGAAUACAAAAGGGCUUUUGAAGCAGUAGAUAGCGAUGGCGAUGGUUACAUUUCCUGUCUUCAAGUGCUGCAAGCACUAAAGCACAUCAUCCCUCCAGAACUUCUAACUGAUGAAGAGGAGAUAUAUGUCUAUAGGAUCCUGGAGAUGGUGGAUUUCAGGGUGACAGAUGGACUCACAGACCUGAGGCUCUUCGCUGUGGUCGCAAGCCUGGCUCAGAAAAUAGCCACUAUGGAUGAAUUUAUGCGUACUCUGAUUAGCAAGAUGGAUUUCCGUUCUCUGCAGCUGAAAUUGUACAAGGCAAAGCAGCUGUUCCUGUUUCUACUGGAGGCACAGGCAGAGGGCGCUGUGGCACAGCAGGGCUGCAUCAGUGCAGAGCAACUGCUGGUAGAGCUGAAGGCUGGGGGGAUCCACCAGGAGCAUGAGGAAGCCAUCCGACAGGAACUACAGCAGCUCCACUCCCUUGACCUGCUGGACUUCCUGGCAUACCUGCCCAUGUUUGUUCUCAUCCACAACUCAGUCAUUGCCAACCCCCUCGAUGACUCCAGCCACCUGUGAGAUCAUUCACACUAAUGACCCUUUCUGUGUCCAUUGCAUAUUUCCGG